AUGAAACCCAACCCCACAAGCUCUUCCCCACACCUUUGUGGAGCUGCCACCUUAGGGGAGAAGAACUGCCCUGUCUGCCAGGCCUGCAGAGCGGGGGAAGGACCAGGGGCCUCCUAUCCUGACAUGGCUCAACCCAAAGCUGGUGGUCUGACAGUACCCCAGGGCCAAGCACCCCAGAGCCAGGCACCCCAGGGCCAGGCACCCCAAGGCCGGAUACCCCAGGGCCAGACUCCUCAGGGCCAGGCACCCCAGGGCCAGGCACCGCAGGGCCAGAUACCCCAGGGCCAGACUCCUCGGGGCCAGGCACCCCAAGGCCAACCACCCCAAGGCCGGAUACCCCAGGGCCAGACUCCUCAGGGCCAGACACCGCAGGGCCAGAUACCUCAGGGCCAGACACCUCAGGGCCAGACACCGCAGGGCCAGAUACCCCAGGGCCAGACUCCUCGGGGCCAGGCAUCCCAAGGCCAACCACCCCAAGGCCGGAUACCCCAGGGCCAGACUCCUCGGGGCCAGGUACCCCAGGGCCAGGCACCCCAGGGCCAGAUACCCCAGGGCCAGACUCCUCGGGGCCAGGCACCCCAAGGCCAACCACCCCAAGGCCAGGCACCCCAGGGCCAGGCACCCCAAGGCCGGAUACCCCAGGGCCAGACUCCUCAGGGCCAGGCACCCCAGGGCCAGGCACCCCAGGGCCAGAUACCCCAGGGCCAGACUCCUCGGGGCCAGGCACCCCAAGGCCAACCACCCCAAGGCCGGAUACCCCAGGGCCAGACUCCUCAGGGCCAGGCACCCCAGGGCCAGGCACCCCAGGGCCAGAUACCCCAGGGCCAGACUCCUCAGGGCCAGGCACCCCAAGGCCAACCACCCCAAGGCCAGGCACCCCAGGGCCAGGCACCUCAGGGCCAAGCAUGCCAGAGCCAGGGUCCCAACAGCAAAGCUAAGGCAGAGCCCCCACGUCCCACCAGCCAGAAGGCCCUGGUGACAGGAGGGGGUGGGUAUUUUGGGUUCAGUCUGGGCUCCAGCCUUUGCCAGAGGGGGGUCUCAGUGGUUUUGCUCGACAUCCAGCGUCCUAAAUGGGAGCUACCCAAAGGAGUUGCAUUCAUCCAGGGUGACAUCCGAGAUGGGGAGGCCCUAUAUCGAGCUUGUGAAGGGGUUGACUGUGUUUUCCAUGUGGCUUCCUAUGGAAUGUCAGGUGCUGAAAAGCUGCAUAAAGAACAGAUUGAAUCUGUAAACAUUGGCGGAACCAAAAUAGUGAUUGACGUCUGCAUCAAACGACAAAUUCCAAGGCUCAUCUACACCAGCACUGUCAAUGUUGCAUUUGGGGGAAAGCCCAUCAAGCAGGGCAAUGAAGACUCCGUGCCAUAUUUCCCACUUGAGAAGCACAUUGACCACUAUUCUCGGACCAAAGCCAUCGCAGACCAGCUGAUCCUCACAUCCAAUGGAACCCCACUCCCUGGAGGAGGUACCCUUCGAACAUGUGUCCUUCGUCCCCCAGGCAUCUAUGGACCAGAAGAGCAGAGGCACCUCCCCCGGGUGGCGGGUAACAUCAAGAAGAGAUUAUUUACCUUCAAAUUUGGGGAUCCCAGGACACGUAUGAACUGGGUCCAUGUACAGAACCUGGUCCAGGCACACCUUCUGGCUGCAGAGGCACUCACUGCAAACAAAAGCUACGUCGCGAGUGGCCAAGCUUAUUACAUCAAUGAUGGAGAAAGCGUCAACCUCUUUGAAUGGAUUUCCCCUCUGUUUGAUAAGAUGGGAUACCGCCGGCCAUGGAUCCGGAUUCCUACUUCUUUGGCUUACCUGGCAGCCACAGGAAUGGAAUAUUUCCACCUGGUCCUGAAACCCAUUUGUGAUUUCCCACCUCUGCUGACCCGAAGUGAGGUGUGGAGUAUCGCCGUGACUCACACCUUCCAGAUCCAAAAGGCCCAUGACCAACUUGGCUACAUUCCGGAGAAGUUCACCUUUGCUGACUCAGUAGACCACUAUAUCCAGACCUGGCACAAGCAGCAACGCCACAGCCCAGGGCUUCUGAGAUUCCUGAUGGUCCUCAUCUGCCUCCUUGGGGCACUCUUGCUUUGCCUGUACCUCCUGGAGCCCUCGUUCCUGGGGCUUUCCCAUGGAGACCACAUGUGA
This is a messenger RNA of Trichosurus vulpecula (common brushtail), 2130 nucleotides long. RefSeq names its product short chain dehydrogenase/reductase family 42E, member 2 (gene SDR42E2). The transcript is spliced from 11 exons. Gene Ontology annotation, molecular function: 3-beta-hydroxy-Delta5-steroid dehydrogenase (NAD+) activity. NCBI's taxonomy places the organism in Eukaryota, Metazoa, Chordata, Mammalia, Diprotodontia, Phalangeridae. The coding region runs from base 1 to 2130 and encodes 709 amino acids. Gene Ontology annotation, biological process: steroid biosynthetic process. The record is from RefSeq and is a predicted model, not a curated record.